AUGCCUUCGACUUCAAUAGACUUCAAUGCUGUCCCUGGUGACUCCCACCUCGUAGACUUCGAUGAAAAAAACGCACAAGGAACCAGCGGCAAGAAAAUCGUGCUAAUACCUACGCCAUCAGACGAUCCCGAUGAUCCACUAAAUUGGUCGCCACGCCGUAAGUGGACUGCCGUCGCCUGUGUUCUAAUUUACACUCUUUGUGCCUGCAUUCCUACCGCAGCAAUUUACUCAGUGCUCCCUAACAUCGAAGCGAAGACCAAUAUCACGCUCGGGGACUUGAAUGCCGGUACAGGCUACAUGUUCCUGUUUCUCGGAAUCGGGUGCCUCAUUUUUCAGCCCUUGGCACUACAAUUUGGAAAACGUCCAGUGUACCUUUUCUCAAUAUUCGCGACAUCCUUGAUUUGUGUUUGGCCUCCAUACACAAAGUCAAAUGGUGAAUGGAUUGCUUCUAAGAUUCUACAAGGACUCGUGGCAUCUUCAGUGGAAUCUCUUCCUGAAAUUUCAAUGAGUGACCUCUUUUUCGAACACGAACGUGCAUUUGCACUCUCCCUGUACGGACUAACGUUGUUGUCAGCAUCCUUUCUAGCGCCUUUUGUAGCUGGCUUCAUAUCGGAAGGUCAGGGUUGGGAAUGGGUAAUGUGGUGGUGUGCUAUUCUAAAUGCAGUCGCAUUCGUUGUGCUUUUCUUCUUCAUGGAAGAAACUAAUUACGACCGCAAGUUGAAGGUCGACGCUGCCACUGGGGAAGUGCUUUCAAUCAACUCCAGACAACAUCAGUUAGGCAAUGUGGUCACAAACAUCGACGCCAUUAUGAGCCGCCCAAGAUCUUCUGAUGGCAUGCAAGAGAAAGAUCAAGCAAAAGUUGAUGAUUUGGAAGAUUUGUCAGGGACCGAUGAGUAUCGGGAGAACACGAAUAUUGCAAACCAGGUUAGCAAUGUCGAGAUUGUCAAUUCAGCUACCUACGCUCCGGCUCAGUAUUCCAAAAAGACGUAUCUGCAAAAGCUUUCUCUCUUCAGCGGAAGGCGCGAAAAAUUCCUUUUGCACCACUACGCUCUCGCUCCAUUUUACAUGGCCCGCUUUCCGGUGGUUCUAUGGGCAGGUUUCCUCUAUGGUAGCUCCCUUGUCUGGUUCAAUGUUCUCAACGGAACAGCUGCUUUGAUUUUAUCAGGUAAACCUUAUGACUUUCCAGCCUCGUCGGUAGGAAUUGCAUACCUCUCUCCGACCUUAUUCAGCUUAAUAAUGUUCUUCCUAUCAGGAAUGUGAUCAGAUUGGUUGAAGGUACGUAUCGCAAUCUGGAGGGGAACAGGAUUGAGUAAGCCGGAAGAUAGACUAUGGGUCCUAGUAAUUUACAGCGUUCUAGGGUGCUUUGCCGCGAUACUAUGGGGUGUUGGCGCCUAUUACGAGGUUCACUGGUUUGGUCUUGUUUUUGGUAUGGGUCUUCUAGGAGGAUGCGGUAUUUUUGCUAUUGCAGCAGCUGCAACGUACGUGGUGGACACUUACAAGGAGCUUGACACAGAGGCCAUGGUUGUAGUGAUCAUGAUUCGAAACUGCAUGUCCUUCGGAGUUAGUUACGGGAUAACAGACUGGGUCACAAACCUGGGCUACAAAAAGUGCUUCAUCAGUGUUGCGUUUUUGUGCCUAGCCGCUAAUAUGACCUUUUUGGUAAUGUUGAAGGCUGGACCAUACUUCCGUAAUAGUCAGAAGCAUAUGUAUUGGUCCAUGGUGGAUAAGUAUCGGAAACUAGGGAUGCAU
This is a messenger RNA of Lachancea sp. 'fantastica', 1749 nucleotides long. Lineage: Eukaryota; Fungi; Ascomycota; Saccharomycetes; Saccharomycetales; Saccharomycetaceae. The record is from the annotation of a GenBank genome assembly.